Cladophialophora yegresii CBS 114405 is the source of this 1881-nucleotide messenger RNA. RefSeq lists its product as uncharacterized. NCBI's taxonomy places the organism in Eukaryota, Fungi, Ascomycota, Eurotiomycetes, Chaetothyriales, Herpotrichiellaceae. The transcript has a single exon. Bases 1 to 1881 code for a protein of 626 amino acids. Gene Ontology annotation, molecular function: GTP binding. The record is from RefSeq and is a predicted model, not a curated record. Gene Ontology annotation, cellular component: mitochondrion.
AUGCAGAUGCAGACCUCGACCUGCCUGAAUUGUCGCUUCCUGUCUCGAUACCUCUUCCAACAGCGUCUGGCCGAGCUACAGAAUGGCCGACGGAGAUUAUCCUCCUUGUCGCCGGCAGAGUCCGUAGGCCUAUCCUGUUAUUGGGAUACACAACCCCCGACCAAGGAGAACCUAGCCGCCGCAGCACACUUUUUCAAGUACCACAAGCCUUCGCGACUAUGGACAGGCGAUCAGUGGAAGACAUCCGAACUAUGGCGCCGCUCCAAGAAAUCCUCAGCCCAGAAAAUCCUGGUCCCCGAAGUCGUCUUCCUGGGCCGGUCCAACGUUGGCAAAUCCACGUUGAUCAAUGCUCUCACGUUGAACGACCUCAAUCGAGUCAGCACCACACCGGGCAUGACUGAGGUAAUGGCUGCAUGGGGGUUGGCAGCGAAAGAGCCGGAUGGGGGAGCCGUAAAGGGAUGGGAUGGAGAUGUGACACCAAAAGUCACACUCGUCGACAUGCCCGGCUAUGGGUUUGGAAGCAGAUCCGAAUGGGGCGACCAAAUCGUCUCGUAUCUGAACGCCCGAAGACACGUACGGAGGGCAUUUCUACUGGUGGACAGCGUGCACGGGAUCAUGCAUGCGGAUCGCCACAUGCUUGAGAUCUUCCAGAAGCUCGGCAUCCCCUUCCAGCUCGUCGCUACAAAAUGUGACCGUCUGCGCAGCAGCCGUGGAUCCGAAAGCGAGCUACGAGAGGUCCUCGAGAGGUUGAAAGAUCAGGCAAACCGAGACAAGUCUGCCUUGAUGUUAGGCGAGAUCAUUGCCGUGGGCUCUCUACAAGAAGCCGCGGGGACAAAACCCAAAGACGAUGGUUUCGGCAUCAGGAACCUCCAGUGGGCCAUCCUCAAGGCCGCAAACCUGGAGUGGUACGCCAUGGACAAGGCCGCCGUGCACAAAGUGAUCGAUAAGAGCGCCACACAGCGACCGCAGGAGAAAAUCCAAGCCGAGAUCUUACACUUUCUUCAGAAGCCGCGCGAUGACACUACUACUUCCACCACCGAAGAUCCAGCGUCAUCGGAAUCGGAAUCGGCAUCACCCCCAAACCUUGGUCUGCGAGAAUUCAUGCGUGAGAUCCUGGGCACUGGUGGUCCAGAGGCCGGCUCUUCGGUCACAUCCCAACCCAACCGCAACCCUCCUCGAGUGUUUCACCCCUUGACCUCGGACGCCCCCGGAACAGCCAGAUGGAAGGCCCCUGCAAAUAUGCAGGAUCAGCUCGACUCGGCCUACCAAGAACUGCAAAAGCACAUGCAUGCGCCCACCUCACCAGAAGCGAGAGACCUGACACCACCCCGUCCACCCAUGCGUCCGUCCACCGAGCGAAUCACCCAGAGGCCUACCCGAGCCCGACCCAGAGGCAUGGCCCAAGGCAACCAAGGCAUCGACGCCUUUGAAAGCCUGUACGCCGAGCUCUCUCCACAACGUGCACAGGAACAAAGCCCGCGUCAAAUGCAGCAAAAGAACGCAGCACCAACGCCGCAAUCCAGUCGCAAUCCCGCCUCAGGAGGACCACAACCACACCAACCACAACAGCAACAACCACCUCUGACAGGCAAAGGCGUCUCCCUCGGCCUGGAUGCCUUCGAAGCCAUGUUCGCCGAACCCCCACCCAAGCAGAAACAGACCAAAGCCCAGUCGACGAAGCAAUCUCAAAGCUCAGGUGGUGGUGGUGGUGGUGGUGGUCGACGACGCAGAAAGUCCGCCGGAACCAGUGAUGAUCAGAUACCGGCUCACCCGCCAAAGCAACCGGCCAUCGUGGGCAAAGGCGUGUCCCGAGGCAUUGACGCAUUUGAGUCUAUGUUCGCGGAACCCGCGCAGGGGCAGAAAGCGAGGCGGAAGCGGUAG